GUGCCAGCUAUCCUGAUGUCUGGAGAGGCACCUAUGUGUGACACUGAGCUUGGUGGUGGCAAGGUUAAGCAGCUGAGCAUGAGCGUCAGGUGUCGCACGUCCUGGUUCGAGCGGUUUGUGCAGCCCUGCCUGGUGGAGCUGCUGGGCUCUGCCCUCUUCAUCUUCAUCGGGUGCCUGUCGGUCAUCGAGAAUGGGCCAGACACCGGGCGGCUGCAGCCGGCCCUGGCCCACGGGCUGGCCUUGGGGCUCAUCAUCGCUAUACUGGGGAACAUCAGUGGUGGACACUUCAACCCUGCGGUGUCGCUGGCGGCCAUGCUGAUUGGAGGCCUCAACGUGAUCAUGCUUCUUCCCUACUGGCUAUCUCAGCUGUGUGGGGGGCUGAUUGGGGCCGCCUUGGCCAAGGUGGUGAGUCCUGAGGAGAGGUUCUGGAAUGCCUCUGGGGCCGCCUUUGUGACAGUCCAGGAGCAGGGGCAGGUGGGGGCGGCGCUGGGGGCGGAGAUCAUCCUGACAGCACUGCUGGCACUGGCCGUGUGCAUGGGCGCCAUCAAUGAGAAGACGCGAGGCUCUCUGGCCCCAUUCUGCAUUGGCUUCUCUGUCACCGUGGAUAUCCUGGCAGGGGGUGCUAUCUCUGGAGCCUGCAUGAACCCGGCUCGUGCCUUUGGACCUGCUGUGAUGGCCAACCACUGGAGCUUCCACUGGAUCUACUGGCUGGGCCCACUCCUGGGUGGCCUGCUCGUAGGACUGCUCAUUAGGCUCCUCAUUGGAGAUGGGAAAACCCGCUUAAUCCUAAAGGGACGAUGA
Urocitellus parryii (Arctic ground squirrel) is the source of this 801-nucleotide messenger RNA. It is a transcript of the gene Aqp8, whose product is annotated as aquaporin 8. NCBI's taxonomy places the organism in Eukaryota, Metazoa, Chordata, Mammalia, Rodentia, Sciuridae. Gene Ontology annotation, molecular function: water channel activity. Gene Ontology annotation, cellular component: plasma membrane. The record is from RefSeq and is a predicted model, not a curated record. Gene Ontology annotation, biological process: transmembrane transport; water transport.